Messenger RNA from Phragmites australis (common reed), 2286 nucleotides. RefSeq names its product probable E3 ubiquitin-protein ligase XBOS35. Gene Ontology annotation, cellular component: chloroplast outer membrane. The coding region runs from base 609 to 2129 and encodes 506 amino acids. The transcript is spliced from 12 exons. The record is from RefSeq and is a predicted model, not a curated record. Gene Ontology annotation, molecular function: protein binding; chloroplast targeting sequence receptor activity. NCBI's taxonomy places the organism in Eukaryota, Viridiplantae, Streptophyta, Magnoliopsida, Poales, Poaceae. Gene Ontology annotation, biological process: protein targeting to chloroplast.
UCUUACUUUUUCUUGGGCUAUACAAGGUCAAUCUGCGAGCUCAAUGCCGGUGCUGGUAGUUGUACCAUUCCUUCUUGGAGCAAUGGGGUCGUCGUCCUGAAAGGGACCGGGACAGCGACCCGUCUCUGCUGCUGUUUCCACCAUUACUGCGUCUCCGCCUCCGUCUGACCACAUCACCUUGCGCUCUGCAGUCUGCAGAAAAGUAGGAAACUAAUAAUUGCAGUAAAACAAGAGGGGUGGCUCAGCUCGGCUCAUUGGGAUGUUGCUGCUUACCAUUUCUUGGACUAGUUGGGGAAAGAUGGUGUCUUCAGUUCUAUUCCCGUUCUUCCGCGUCAAUUUGGGGCAGUUUGUUUGAUUGUUUCCUAAAGAAAGGUGACAUCUUGUACUGUUUGAUCCAUGUGGAUGAAGUGCCCAUGUGGUCACGAGUAGUAUCUUCUUGGAUCAAGUGAGGUUAUCUUAUUUGUUCAAAUUCCCUGUUUAUUUGAUCAAUCUGGGUAGUUCAUUGCAGAAAGGGGCCAACUAUGCUGCCAUUUAUGCCCAUUGGCUUCUUGUAGGACUCUGGUGUUUAUUGUCAAGUGGACAUGUGGCGUAUUUUCCUCUUUUCUUGAAUGGGUUUCUUGUGGAGUGUCCAAGUGGCUUAUUUCCCCUCCCAUAUCAAUAUAAAGCAGCAAGGCACCAUGGGGCUCUUAGGCAUGAUGGGUGACUCGUUGGGUUGUUCGGCCACCGGCGAGCGACUCGUCUCCGCCGCAAGGGAUGGAGACAUCCAAGAGGCUAGGGCUCUCUUGGAGCUCAACCCCCGCCUUGCACGGUAUUCUACGUUCGGGAUCCAGAACUCACCCCUCCAUUACUCGGCAGCAAAGGGCCACCAUGAGAUUGUCUCCCUCCUAAUCGAAUCCGGCGUUAAUAUCAACCUUAGGAAUUGCAGAGGACAGACUGCUCUGAUGCAAGCUUGUCUAUAUGGUCAUUGGAAAGUUGUACAGAUUCUAGUUCUUUUUAAAGCUAAUAUUCACAGAAGGGAUUGUUUUAGUGGCGCGACAGCUAUUCAUUUUGCUGCCCUAAAAGGUCAUACUCGGUGCAUUCGGCUUCUUGUGGCUGAUUACGUGCCUAGCUUGCUGGAGUUUUGGAAUAUUAUGCGUGGAAAGUCCACAGAUGAAACAAAAAAGGACGCCUUUGAUGCAGUAGCUCUCCGGAGGCUAAUCAAUGGAAAGUCAGAUGGUGGCGUCACCCCGCUUCACCUGGCAGCCCUUCAUGGGCACGCUGAGAGUGUGCAAUUGCUGUUAGACCUUGGAGCUUCUAUUUCUGAAAUCACUGUCAAUGAUGGUUCAACUAUUGAUCUCAUUGGUUCAGGGAGCACACCUCUCCAUUACGCAGCAUGUGGUGGAAGUGCUGUAUGCUGCCAACUUCUCAUUGCAGCUGGAGCGAACAUGGGAGCUGAAAAUGCUAACGGGUUGACUCCUCUGAUGGUGGCUCGUUUGUGGCACAAAAAUAGUGUUGAAGGUAUCCUAAGCAAACAGCCAGAAGGCCGAAUACGCAUUCUUCCUUCACCAUAUAUGUGCCUCCCACUGAUGAGCAUUGUCAAAAUUGCUCGAGAAUGUGGAUGGAGGAAAACUUCUGCCUCCUCUACUUGUCAUGAUCCAUGUGUCAUUUGUUUGGAGGUGGAAUGUACGGUUGCUGCAGAAGGUUGUGGCCAUGAGUUCUGUACCAAAUGUGCACUCUAUUUGUGCUCCACCACUAGCAGCUCAACAUCCAUCCGAGGUGUGCCUGGCUCCAUAUCUUGCCCUUUGUGCAGGCACGCCAUUGUCUCAUUCAUGAAGCUCACCAGUACUACCCCAAUAAAGGAGCUUCCAUGGACAAGCACAUCAUUAGCUCUAUGUGCGGGUGGAGCAAACAGUGGUUCGAGCUAUUCUGGCUCUUUGCACCGACGGUCUGACACCCGUUGCUUGCGCUCCUCCUCAGUUCAGCUGGGAUGUUCUUCUUUUAGAUCCAUUGGCUCUAGGAAAUUGCCAUCAAUAAAGCUGAAUUGCACAGGAGCUGAUGAGGCGAUGCCUUGUCUCGUCAGCUGUCUCAGGCCAGAUGUGCAACGAUCGUCUUCGUACAGGGAAAGAAUUAGGAGAUACUCAGAGUUUUGAUAGCAUCCCUCUGUUGGUUUUGUGCCUCCCUUUCUUUGAGGUUUCGGGGUUUGGCAGUUCAAACUUGUGCAGUGUCUGUUCAUGUUUCUCUUUUCUUCUUUACACUUGUAGAUUGCUUUGUUGCUUGUAAUGUAGUUCAUGCUGUCCUUCUGGCGAA